CAUGGCCGUACCAGUAGCCAUGAUAACGGUCGGAGUAAAAUUCCUGCAUGAAUGCCCUAUCGAACCCAAGGUGCCUAUUUACUUACUCGUAGCCGGUUGUUUUGGACUACUGAAACUUCUUUCCCUACUCUGGAGGCAAGUUCGGUCAAGACGGUACGAGCAACUGGACGAAAUGGCCACUCCAGGUAACGGUGAUGGUAUGAUUAUGUCAAAAUCAUCGAAAUUCUCCGAGGCCGUACUCAGUAUUUUUUUACUUAUUUGGUUUGGUUUUGGUAAUUAUUGGAUUUUCCGAGUAUGGAAGCCAAACUUUAUACAAGCUUUACAUCGUCCAAGCGAUUGGUGUCAUCCGACAGUGUACAUGUUCGCUUUCGGUACGAUAUGCGGUGUCUACGCAUUGACAGCAAUUGUUUUGCUUAUUGCUUGUAUGCUAGCUUUAUGCUAUAGGCUUUGUAAUACCUGUUCAUCUGAAUAG
Dimorphilus gyrociliatus is the source of this 472-nucleotide messenger RNA. The record is from the annotation of a GenBank genome assembly. NCBI's taxonomy places the organism in Eukaryota, Metazoa, Annelida, Polychaeta, Dinophilidae.